UUCCCGCGCGGACAACCUCAGUUCCCGGGCGUACGGCGCGCCCUGCCCUACUGCGCCGGGGCCGCCGCCGUCAUGGGUUUCCUGAAACUGAUUGAGAUCGAGAACUUUAAAUCGUACAAGGGUCGACAGAUUAUCGGACCAUUUCAGAGGUUCACCGCCAUCAUUGGACCCAAUGGCUCUGGUAAGUCAAAUCUCAUGGAUGCCAUAAGCUUUGUGCUGGGUGAAAAAACCAGCAAUCUGCGGGUAAAGACCCUGCGGGACCUGAUCCAUGGAGCGCCUGUGGGCAAGCCAGCUGCCAACCGGGCCUUUGUCAGCAUGGUCUACUCUGAGGAGGGUGCUGAGGACCGCACCUUUGCCCGCGUCAUUGUUGGCGGUUCCUCUGAGUACAAGAUCAACAACAAAGUGGUCCAGCUACAUGAGUACAGUGAGGAAUUAGAGAAGUUGGGCAUUCUCAUCAAGGCGCGUAACUUCCUCGUCUUCCAGGGUGCUGUGGAAUCUAUUGCCAUGAAGAACCCCAAAGAGAGGACAGCUCUAUUUGAAGAGAUUAGUCGCUCUGGAGAGCUGGCCCAGGAGUAUGACAAGCGAAAGAAGGAAAUGGUAAAGGCUGAAGAGGACACACAGUUUAAUUACCAUCGCAAGAAAAACAUUGCUGCUGAACGCAAGGAGGCCAAACAGGAGAAAGAAGAGGCUGACCGCUACCAGCGCCUGAAAGAUGAGGUGGUGCGAGCUCAGGUACAGCUGCAGCUCUUUAAGCUUUACCACAAUGAAGUGGAAAUUGAGAAGCUGAACAAGGAACUGGCCUCUAAGAACAAGGAGAUUGAGAAGGACAAGAAGCGUAUGGACAAGGUAGAGGAUGAGCUGAAGGAGAAGAAGAAGGAGCUGGGCAAAAUGAUGCGGGAGCAGCAGCAGAUUGAGAAGGAGAUCAAGGAGAAGGACUCAGAGCUGAACCAGAAACGGCCUCAGUACAUCAAAGCCAAGGAGAAUACCUCCCACAAAAUCAAGAAGCUGGAAGCAGCCAAGAAGUCUCUGCAGAAUGCUCAGAAGCACUACAAGAAGCGUAAAGGUGACAUGGAUGAGCUAGAGAAGGAGAUGCUAUCGGUAGAGAAGGCCCGGCAGGAGUUUGAAGAACGGAUGGAAGAGGAAAGUCAGAGUCAAGGCAGAGACUUGACCCUGGAGGAGAAUCAGGUGAAGAAAUACCACCGCUUGAAAGAAGAAGCCAGCAAGAGAGCAGCUACCCUGGCCCAGGAGCUGGAGAAGUUCAAUAGAGACCAGAAAGCUGACCAGGACCGUCUGGAUCUGGAAGAGCGAAAGAAAGUAGAGACAGAGGCCAAGAUCAAGCAAAAGCUGCGGGAGAUUGAAGAGAAUCAGAAACGGAUUGAGAAACUGGAGGAAUACAUCACCACUAGCAAGCAGUCUCUAGAGGAGCAGAAAAAGCUAGAGGGAGAGCUGACAGAGGAGGUGGAGAUGGCCAAGCGGCGUAUUGACGAGAUCAAUAAGGAGCUGAACCAGGUGAUGGAGCAGCUAGGGGAUGCCCGCAUCGACCGCCAGGAGAGCAGCCGCCAGCAGCGAAAGGCAGAGAUAAUGGAAAGCAUCAAGCGCCUUUACCCUGGCUCUGUGUACGGCCGCCUCAUUGACCUCUGCCAGCCCACACAAAAGAAGUAUCAGAUUGCUGUAACCAAGGUUUUGGGCAAGAACAUGGAUGCCAUUAUUGUGGACUCAGAGAAGACAGGCCGAGACUGUAUUCAGUAUAUCAAGGAGCAGCGUGGGGAGCCUGAGACUUUCUUGCCUCUUGACUACCUGGAGGUAAAACCUACAGAUGAGAAACUCCGGGAGCUGAAGGGGGCCAAGCUAGUGAUUGAUGUGAUUCGCUAUGAGCCACCACAUAUCAAAAAGGCCCUGCAGUAUGCUUGUGGCAAUGCCCUUGUCUGUGACAAUGUGGAGGAUGCCCGCCGCAUUGCCUUUGGAGGCCACCAGCGCCAUAAGACAGUGGCACUGGAUGGGACCCUGUUCCAGAAGUCGGGUGUGAUCUCUGGUGGGGCCAGUGACCUGAAGGCCAAGGCACGGCGCUGGGAUGAGAAAGCGGUAGACAAGUUGAAAGAGAAGAAGGAGCGGUUGACAGAGGAGCUGAAAGAGCAGAUGAAGGCAAAGCGGAAGGAGGCAGAGCUGCGGCAGGUGCAGUCUCAGGCCCACGGACUACAGAUGCGGCUCAAGUACUCACAAAGUGACCUAGAACAGACCAAGACACGACAUCUAGCCCUGAAUCUGCAGGAAAAGUCCAAGCUGGAGAGUGAGCUAGCCAACUUCGGGCCUCGCAUUAAUGAUAUCAAGAGGAUCAUCCAGAGCCGAGAGAGGGAAAUGAAAGACUUGAAGGAAAAGAUGAACCAGGUAGAGGAUGAGGUGUUUGAAGAGUUUUGUCGGGAGAUUGGUGUGCGCAACAUCCGAGAGUUUGAGGAAGAGAAGGUGAAACGACAGAAUGAAAUUGCCAAGAAGCGUUUGGAGUUUGAGAAUCAGAAGACUCGCUUGGGCAUCCAGUUGGAUUUUGAAAAGAACCAACUGAAGGAAGACCAGGAUAAAGUACACAUGUGGGAGCAGACAGUGAAAAAGGAUGAAAAUGAGAUAGAAAAGCUCAAGAAGGAGGAACAAAGACACAUGAAGAUCAUAGAUGAAACCAUGGCCCAGCUACAAGACCUGAAGAAUCAGCACCUGGCCAAGAAGUCAGAGGUGAAUGACAAGAAUCACGAGAUGGAAGAGAUUCGUAAGAAACUGGGGGGCGCCAACAAGGAAAUGACCCAUUUACAGAAAGAGGUGACAGCCAUUGAGACCAAGCUGGAACAGAAGCGCAGUGACCGCCACAACUUGCUACAGGCCUGCAAGAUGCAGGACAUCAAGUUGCCACUGUCGAAGGGCACCAUGGAUGAUAUUAGUCAGGAAGAGGGUAGCUCCCAGGGGGAGGAUUCAGUGAGUGGUUCCCAGAGAAUUUCCAGUAUCUAUGCACGAGAGGCCCUCAUCGAGAUUGACUAUGGCGACCUGUGUGAGGAUCUGAAGGAUGCCCAGGCUGAGGAGGAAAUCAAGCAGGAGAUGAACACACUGCAGCAGAAACUGAAUGAGCAACAGAGUGUACUUCAGCGUAUUGCUGCUCCCAACAUGAAGGCCAUGGAAAAGCUGGAAAGUGUCCGAGACAAGUUCCAAGAGACCUCAGAUGAGUUUGAGGCAGCCCGAAAGCGAGCAAAGAAGGCUAAGCAAGCAUUUGAACAGAUCAAGAAGGAGCGCUUUGACCGUUUCAAUGCUUGUUUUGAAUCUGUGGCUACCAACAUUGAUGAGAUCUAUAAGGCCCUAUCCCGCAACAGCAGUGCCCAGGCAUUCCUGGGGCCUGAAAACCCUGAGGAGCCCUACUUGGAUGGCAUCAACUACAACUGCGUGGCUCCUGGCAAACGCUUCCGGCCUAUGGAUAACUUGUCAGGCGGGGAGAAGACAGUGGCAGCUCUGGCCCUGCUCUUUGCCAUACACAGCUACAAGCCAGCCCCCUUCUUCGUCCUGGAUGAGAUCGAUGCUGCCUUGGAUAACACCAACAUUGGCAAGGUAGCAAAUUACAUCAAGGAGCAGUCGACUUGCAACUUCCAGGCCAUCGUCAUCUCUCUCAAGGAGGAGUUCUACACCAAGGCUGAGAGCCUCAUUGGAGUCUAUCCUGAGCAAGGGGACUGUGUGAUCAGCAAAGUCCUGACCUUCGACCUCACCAAGUACCCAGACGCCAACCCCAACCCAAAUGAGCAGUAGCAGUAGUUCUGCCCUCCCGCCCUAUCUGGAUCCCUAAGCUGCCCUUUUCCCAAUCUCUGGAUAUUUGGCUCCCAGUCUUCCCCUAUCUUCUGGCCCUUUUUGGUAUAGUCAUGGGAUUUAGGCACUGCUGUCAAGCACGAAGAAGAACAGAGGUGAUUAGGUCUGGAGCAAAAAUUCCUGAGCUACAGGGAGCAUCCUGGCCUCUGGAAGGAGGUGCUGAGCUGAGCUGAACUGAACUGAACUGAACAGGGCCAUCUGUCCAUCUCUCCUCCCCAAUCUCACCCUUAUCACCCAUAAUCAUGGGUCCCUUAGGUCCUUUGCCCACUGUGUGUGUGGGUAUGUGUGUGUGUGGGUAUGUGUGUCCACAGGCGUGCAUGUGGGUGUGACUGUAAAAUAAUACAAGAUAUUGGAGACCUGUUUUAGGAGGAGCCUAGGCUGAAUUUGAUUCCAAGAGAGCUUAGGAUGACAGCACCCUAGAGGGGCAAAGGUACUUGGGACCUCAUAGGAAUUUUAAGCAGUCACCUGAAGCUGCCGUCAUUCACUCAUGUAUUCAUCAAACACAUACUGAAUAUCCUGUUUGUCAGCCUGUAUGCUUGGAAUAGAGUUGAAUCAGACAUGAUCUUUAUCCUCCUGGCUUAGGAGAAGGCAGUGGGUUAAUGAAUUGCUGUGGUUAGCUGGACAUCAUUUGUACAGUCAGCCCUCCAUACCCGUAGGUUCUGUGUCCACAGACUUAACCAGCUGCCAUUGAAAAUAUUUAGGAAAAAAACAAAAGUAAUACAACAGAAAGGAAUACAAACUUAAAAACAAUACAGUACAACAACUAUUUACAUAGGAUUUACAUUGUAUUAGGUGUUAAGUCAUCUAGGGAUGAUUUAAAGUACACAGGAAGAUGUGCAUAGGUCAUAUGCAAAUGCUGCACCAUUUUACAUAAGGGACUUGAGCAUCUGCAGAUUUUGGUAUCUGUGUGGGUCCUGGAACCAAUCCCCUUGCGGAUGCUGAUGGAUGACUGUACUUUGAAUUUGAAAAGAGGAGGAUUACCUCCAGGCUUCUGGAGAAGGUCACAUUUGAGCUGGACGUCGACAAAUUGGUAGGAUUUGGUCAGGCACUAGGAACAGAGCAUGGGCUCUGGGGACAGACAGUUACAGAUUCUGAUCCCACUUUUGAUCAUUACUAGUUGUUUGACCUUGGGCAAGUCAUUUGACCUAUCUGUGCCUCAGUUUCCUCAUCUAUAAAAUGGGGCUAACAAUAUUACCUACCUCAUAGGAUUUAAUGAUGUCAAGCUCCUCACUGGAGGCCUUAUUACUGCUUGGAUCCCACUAGCUGCCAACCUCUCAGAAUACAAGCCUUCUCAUACCUGGACCCCUGAGGGCUUCUGAUCACGGCUGUUGGGACAGAAGGAGCCUCUAAAUCUGGGAGGUGCUGAAUGCCCUGGUUACUGGGAAAGUUCCAGGGCAAUGAUGAGGUUUUACCUGGUAAGGAGGGCCUGAGGAAGCCUAUAGCUUCAACCAUGUAUGAUAACGGUGCUUGGACUACAAUCUGAGUUCUGAGGAAAUAGGGGAGAGGUAGCCUGGGCCACUUCCCAGCCUAAUGUGUGAGGUUCCUUUUGGGAACUAACAUUAGCUGUAAGGACCGCGCAGAGGCAUCAAAGCCUGUUGUGAGUUCAGCUUUUACUCACUGGCAUAUGCCACCAGACUUUUGUCUUAAUCUGUAUGUUGCUUUUUGGUUUUUUGAAGUUAAGUCAGUUCUAAUUACCCAAGUAAUGCAUGAAUCCGUUUUUUUAAGGAAUUAGAUUGUUACAGGUAAAGGUAGCCUCAUUCAACCACCAACCACUCCCCCUCCUGAUUCUUUCUUACUUGCUGUUAAAUUUGUUGUAUUUUCAUCUAGACUUUAAUACUUUUACAUAAAUAUAUGAAUUCAUUGGAAAUAUUGUGUUUAAUGCAAAUGGUAUAUUCUGCAAUUUGCUUUCUUUGCUUAACAGUGUUUGUGAGAUCUGUGCAUGUUGUUAAAUAUGUAUCAGUCCAUCCUCUGUGAUUGCUGUAUAGAUUGCCAUCAUAUGACUCUACCACAUUUUAUUUGCCCAUUUCUCUUGUGAUGCACCUUGACUGUUUUCAGUUUUUGCUGUUACAAAAUAUUAACACAGGAGCAUCCCUGUACCUGUGUGAAAGUGUGUGCAUGUAUGUGUGAAAAUUUACCUAGGGUUGAUUCCUAGAAGUGAAAUUAGAGUCAUAGGAUAUUUAUAUACUUGUUUUAAUAGAUACUUCCAAAUUGCCCUCCUGUACUAUUUACUCAGUAUUUUUCUUGAGGCAAUCUGAGGUCUAACAUUGUUAUCUAUAUCAGUUUCAUCCUAAGUAGUGAUAUCCAUGCAAUCACAGGUUUAUGCGCUAAUCAUGUAUUUUUCUAAUACAUAUUAAAAGGUGUUAACUAUCAAAACAAAAUAAAUUUGUGUUCAACCAAAGAAGUCACAUACCACCAGUGGUACAUGUGCCAUUAUUUGGCGAAUGCUGACAUAUGAAAGAGCUCAAUUUGGGGGUCAGACCUGGUUCAAAUCCUAGCUGUAGAAACUUGGGCAAGUUCCUUCAACUCUGAGCCUCAGUUUCCUCAUCUAUAAAAGCAGAUAACACCUACCUUGCAGCAGUGAAGAGAAGAUUAAAUGAAAUACAUCUUAAGCAAUUUGGCUGGCAUCUAGAUCACCAUAGCCCUUUAAAGGUAAGCAAUUGCUAUUCUCCUCACUUUACAUAUGAGGAAACUGAGGCCCAGAAAGGUUAAGUAACCCACCUGCCAGAUAACGUCCUGGGUUCGAGCCCGGGUCCCCUGAUUCAUUCUAGUGCUUUCUGCACUAUAAGGGUGGUUAUCAACCUGGACUGCACGUCAGAAUCAUUUGUGAAGCCUUUUUCUUUCUCAAAAACCAAAGCAAUAUAUACACAGGUAAAAAAUAGAAUAGUGGUACAGAAGGGCUCAUAAUGAAAAGCAGCAGUUCUCUGCUGCACCCCCACAUCCAAAGGAUGUGGAGCUCUUUAAAAAUAAAUUGCUCUGGUCCCGCCUCUGGAAAUCUGAUUCAGUAGGCGUGAAUAAUAACCUGGAUAACUAACCCCUACCUCACAGGAUGGAAAGGAUUACAUGAGGUGCCUUGGGCUAAUGCCCUGGCACACAGGAAUACAAGUGCUACAAAGGAGCAUCAAGGACUUAAGACCUGAGGAUCAAGGAGGUGAGAUGACUUGUCCAAGAUUCCAGUGGUGUAGUGGCAUAGUCUAGACUUCCACUCAGAUCUCCUUAGUGCUUGCCUACUGCUCUUUCCUGUUGUGCCCUACUGCCUCCUGUCAUUGCAAGGCAACUUGUGUCAGUGAAGGCUGUGCUCAGAGGAGGGGAGACACUGUGGUGUGUUUCCAAGAGCAAGCUUUAUCGGAGGAGAAUCCUUAGGGCUUAGAGGGACUAGGUUGACUCCCUUAUAUUCUAGACCCAGUAGCCUUGGUCUUGGAAGUUGAAGCUACUCCACAACAGAAUCUACCUUUAAUGGGCACUUCAUGCUGGAAAUCACAGUGUUGCACACCAGGAACACAAAGAUGAAUAAAAUCUUUAUCCUGCAGUU
This is a messenger RNA of Cynocephalus volans (Philippine flying lemur), 7360 nucleotides long. It is a transcript of the gene SMC1A, whose product is annotated as structural maintenance of chromosomes 1A. Gene Ontology annotation, cellular component: nucleus; meiotic cohesin complex; chromosome. The record is from RefSeq and is a predicted model, not a curated record. Gene Ontology annotation, molecular function: DNA binding; protein binding; ATP hydrolysis activity. The coding region runs from base 73 to 3774 and encodes 1233 amino acids. The transcript is spliced from 25 exons. Gene Ontology annotation, biological process: sister chromatid cohesion. NCBI's taxonomy places the organism in Eukaryota, Metazoa, Chordata, Mammalia, Dermoptera, Cynocephalidae.